GCAAUGACACUUCAUAAAAAGUAAGGUGUUGUUGCAGUCAUCAUUCUUCAACAAGAAGCCGARGAAGCACCAUCUAGCUAGAGAGCACAUUUUCUGCAACAAGUCUGAAAUGGCGUCCCUUUGUUUGUUCAUUGUAUUGGCACUUGCCGUACACUCCMAGGCAUAUGUUCGUAGAGACCGUUCAGACACUGAAAUGAAAGAAAGUUUAUUUGCUGAGCUUUUGAGUCUAGACGAACCUGUCAAACGUGUACAAGCCGACUGCAAGACUUUUGUCGACUUGGCCCCUCACGCGUGUUCUGGCUUGGUCAGAGAUGUUGAAGGAAAUCUGGAUCAAAGUUACUGUGAAGACCAUAAGAAUAAUCCUAUUGUUACCACACUAUGCAAAAGAUCCUGCAGUCCUU
Exaiptasia diaphana is the source of this 401-nucleotide messenger RNA. RefSeq lists its product as uncharacterized. The record is from RefSeq and is a predicted model, not a curated record. Lineage: Eukaryota; Metazoa; Cnidaria; Anthozoa; Actiniaria; Aiptasiidae.